Messenger RNA from Protomyces lactucae-debilis, 2986 nucleotides. Its product is annotated as kinase-like domain-containing protein. The record is from RefSeq and is a predicted model, not a curated record. The coding region runs from base 137 to 2827 and encodes 896 amino acids. The transcript has 2 exons. Gene Ontology annotation, cellular component: cytosol; nucleus; cytoplasm. Lineage: Eukaryota; Fungi; Ascomycota; Taphrinomycetes; Taphrinales; Protomycetaceae. Gene Ontology annotation, molecular function: protein serine/threonine kinase activity; ATP binding. Gene Ontology annotation, biological process: negative regulation of glycogen biosynthetic process; intracellular signal transduction; protein phosphorylation.
CUAUACUACUAGACGACUACUAGCCUACUACACUACACUCACACAGCUACGACAGAUCAACGCAGCAGCAGAGCAGCAACGGCACAAGCAACUGCGACCGCACUAGACCAAGGCGAGGCCCAUACACGGCAGCAUCAUGUCUGACCCGGACCGCCCUGUCCUUCGUCGCGUCCACUCUGCCAGACCUACAGGCAACAACGAUCUCACACGGCCCUCGGGCCUCGGUCGUAUCAGAGUCAGCGCGACUCGACAAAAUAGUAGAGAGUGGAUACCCGGUUCAGGCGCCCACUCGCCACAAAUCCCCUUGAUCCAUGCACAGCAGCCGGUCGGUGGCGGCUUGUCUGCAGGCGCACAGAUUAUGCACCAUCAAAAUAUCUCAACGACGCAUCUUGAAGAUCUAGAGACAUUUCCGAAUACAUCCUUGCAUGCGUUUUCAUUUGCCGUUCAGCAUGAUACCAUUGCAGCGAGGCAUAACAUCGUCAAGCGAUCCCUGGACUACCUCAGAGAUAAAUUUGGCUCAAAACAGGAACAAGUAGCGGAAGAGGAACGGCCGGCAAAGGUCAAGAAACCUACAUUUGCGCUUGAUUUGGAAGGCGUUAAUGAUGGCAUGCUGGAUCCGAGUCGGCAGGGACCUAAGACAGCGCCGUUGACGUUCAUCUCACCACCGACAUUCAGUACAGAGAGCUCAGAGGCGAGUACAGCGGAAGGCUCACCCGAUGUAUCGCGGUCAACAACGCGCACCUCCACCUCCAAUCAAUCGACCAUGCCGCCUCGUCGACGUUCCUCCUUUGUUGAACGUCAGGAAGUUCGCCUGGCCUUGCACUCUUCCUUGUCGUGCACCAAUUUACCCUCUCUCAAUACAGCCUAUCAGCAAUCUCCCCUCAUGCCCGUCCAUCCAACCAAUCGAUGGGGCCAGCAAGCAACUCAAGCAGUCUUCACCACAACACUCGAAGCACCCUGGUCGAUCCAAUCUGCGAAUGACUAUGCCAUGAUGAUUUUUGGGAUGGGUCGGGAUGCGAUUCGGAAACGUACGAGUUUAUUGGAUUAUGUCGUGGAAGAUCGACGAGAGUGGUUGCGGGAAAAAUUGCAGAGUGGUGCGAAUGAGGAUAAAGUAUUGUUGUGUGGUGAUGUGUUGCCGGUCAUCAAGCGGCUAGGUACGGGCGCUGCGAGUUUAUGGAUCAAGGAGAAGCAACUUGGUCUUGUUUGGGUGAUUGAAGAAAUUGAGGAAGGGGUUGUGGAGUUGCAGCUCGAUUCAGAGGACGACAAGGUCUUGCAAGUGCAUGGCGAUACUGUCAAGAUCUUUGAGCGCGAUGUUCAAGGUGAGUUUCUCUCUGCCAUUCUACCAACCUUGCCACGGGACUCGGCCGGUCGUUUGGAAAUGCAGCAGAUCAAGGAACGCAUGCACUUUACCCUCAAAAGUAGUGCUUCUGUCGCACCCUGCACCGUUGAACCGAGCGUCUUUUCAACAGACGAACGCCAUAAGCUGCGCGUGUCCUUCCUACCACACGUUGCAGGAAUCAUUAUUGUUGGUGCGCAGCACUUGGAUGUCAAGUCUGCGAAUGGUGCCUUUACGAGUUCUUUGUUUGGCUACAAGGAAACUGCUGGCUUCCACAUUUCAAGGCUUAUUCCGCAUUUUGAGUUGUUGCUCAGACAACUCGAGGAGCACAACGGUGGUGAAUUCGCAGAAGGCACAAUUGUACCGGAACUGGCAUUCAGGGAAGCUGGCAUCUACCUGACACGUCCUGAAGACCGACAUGUCUUGCAAGGCAUUCAAUCCCUGCAUUGCGAUGGUUGUGUCUUGCCCAUUGAUAUACAAAUGCGUGUGGCUCAACAGAGUGAUGGCGAGGGUGGAUUACUCUAUGCACUGUGGGUUUCCUAUGAACGCGCAUUCACGGUGUCACGCGAUAUGCAGACCUUGCCUGCAACGAAGCGUGUUGCCUCAGAAACCUCAUCGCCUGCUGAAUCUGGUGGUGAUGAGAUUGUACCGCGCCGGAUUGGUGAGUAUACCAUUUUGGAAGAAAUGGGCGCUGGUGCGUAUGGUCAAGUGAAAUUGGCACGGUAUGGCAGGAAACGACAACGUGUUGUUCUGAAGUAUGUGACAAAGUCGAGAAUUUUGGUGGAUACAUGGACACGCGACCGUCGACUUGGGACUGUACCCUUGGAGAUUCACGUUUUGAAUCACUUGAAGCAGCAUCCGCAUCGCAAUUUGGUGGAGAUGAAGGAUUUCUUUGAGGAUGAUGAAAACUACUAUAUUGCCAUGACGGCGCAUUCACCGGGGAUGGAUUUGUUUGACUAUAUCGAGUUGAAUACCGAUAUGCGAGAGAUUGAGUGUAUCAGCAUUUCCCUGCAAGUGGCACGCGCACUCGCACACUUGCAUGCACUGGAUAUCGUGCAUCGCGAUAUCAAGGAUGAGAAUGUUGUCUUGGAUCGGAAUGGAUGGGUCAAGUUGAUUGACUUUGGUUCAGCGAAUUACUGUCGCAAUGGUCCCUUUGAUACGUUUCAUGGGACGAUUGAUUAUGCGUCGCCGGAAGCACUCGAGGGAAAACCGUAUAAUGGCAAGGAACAGGAUGUUUGGGCGUGUGGGAUUCUCUUCUACACGCUCAUCUACAAGGAGAAUCCCUUCUACAACAUUGAUGAGAUUAUGGACCGUGAUUUGCGAGUACCGUACAUCAUUAGCGAUCGAAGCAUUGAUUUGGUGCGGCGGAUGCUGAAUCGGGAUGUGCCUAGUCGGCUCACGAUGGAAGAUGUACUACAGCAUGCGUGGUAUGAAGGAUUCGAGGGGGAUGCGAUUCAGCAGCCUGUGCGGAUACCUGGUGAGAUGAAGUGAAUAGGAUGUAGCCUUGUACGGGUAUUAUUUGAUGGUGGUGCCCAAUAAAAGUGAAAUCAGCCAGAAAAGUGAAAGAAAAGGCCACAAAAUAAAAGCCGUGUCAAGAAAAGGCCACAAAAGACAGAGAACAAGGAGAAGAAAGGGCCACAAAAGACGGAG